AUGGACCGCCUCCUCGCCGGCGGCCAGGGCUCGUCGCGGCCCAUCGCCAUCGGCGCCGAGCCCCUCGACCCCCUGCGGCCCGGCACGGACACGGCCAACUCCUGGCACGGGUCGAGCCCGGCCUUCAUCGGCGCCGCCGACGACGACGUGACGCGCGCGCCGGUCAUCGGGUCCAUGCCCGUGUCGUCGCGGCUCCAGUCGUCGCUGCCGCCCCUGACGCUCCCGGCGUCCGUGGGCGACGCGACGGCGACGAUCUCGCUCUCCGUGUCGCUGCGGAGCUCCGACGGGAAGCUCGGCUCCGGCUCCGGCUCCGGCGGGACCGCGGCGUCGCUCAUCGGCGCGCUGUCCCUCGGCGACAAGGGGGGCUCCGAGGCGGGCUCGCUCCGCGCGCUCUCGCUCCUCGAGUCCUCGGAGUUUAAAUCGCACGUGCUCCAGCGGCGGCGGCUCAACAGCGCGGACCUCCCGCCGCGGCCGCCGCCGCCGCCGCCGGGCCGCGACGUCGACGACCUCGAGAUCGACGACGAGGCCCUGGGCAUGGCCGACGACGACCAGUUCGGCUUCGAGAUGGAGCACCACGCGCCCGCGAACUAG
Messenger RNA from Aureococcus anophagefferens, 591 nucleotides. RefSeq lists its product as hypothetical. The transcript has a single exon. The record is from RefSeq and is a predicted model, not a curated record. Lineage: Eukaryota; Pelagophyceae; Pelagomonadales; Pelagomonadaceae. The coding region runs from base 1 to 591 and encodes 196 amino acids.